ACGAUUCGAACCACUUUUGGGGGUUUCUUUGUGUGAAUUUUCGCGGGAAAAUUUCUGGGAGGUUACAGAGGUUUGGGGGAUAUUCACAGUAUAUUUUCUGUCCCAUCCAGGUGGGUGUGUUUGUAAAGCGGAGUGAAUUUUGUGCCACUUUGCCAAGGCUAUAUAUUGUCUAAUCUAUAGCUCAUACAUUGGAUAUAUUUUUGGUGGCAUAAAAAAAAUAAUGAUGUAACAAAAGGGGGUUUUCGGUGGUUUUUUUCAAACUCAACAAUCCCCGCAGGGAAACUCCUUUGCUCGUACUCUCAUAGUGUACACACAUGAAUAUUACUUUUGGCUAUAAAGCUUCCAACAAAGCAGAACUUUUAAAUUUCUAAGGGUUAUCUUUCCCUCAUAUGAUAGAGAGAAUAUCCAUGUGAAGUUUAUUUAAAGUUUAAACUGCAAAAUACACCAUUCUUGACCGAUUAGACUAUCGAAAGGAAGUAAGUUGAAGAAGAAGAAAAAAUAGAAAAAAGGAACAUCCAAGUGCAAUAAACAGAGUGAAAAGUGUUGGUGGUAUUAAUAAGUUAUUUAUGGAAAUUUAUUGUGUAUAUUUUUUUUUCUUCACCCAAGAAGCUCCCCGCCUUGUGUACAUAAAAUUCUCUUGUGCCGCGAAGCAAUGUUUGGAUAAGCUUUAGUGGUGUAAUUGUACAUUGAGAAUUUUCACGAAAAAAACUCUCACACGUUCCUCAUAAUUCCGCACACCUUAAAUCUCAAUAUUUUUUCUCUACCAUUUUCUUUCCUUUCAACAAAAAUUCUUGGUGUGUGACCUCAAAGGGAAAAGUGAAUUCAGGAAAUACAGAAAAAACGAAAAGUGUGUGUGUUGUGUAUAUUCAAGUGUCUAGAUCUGGGAAUUUUGCAUGAAAACAGCACACAAGAGACCUUCAUUCUGCUUCAGGGAUUGCACGAAUGAAGGACACUCGAGGUACGUGAAAUAAUUUCACCUGCUUUCUUGUGGAGGCGGACGCGCGCAAUUUCGACGCUCCCACGAUGGCUGUGGCAGUAGAGGAGGCCGUCCUAAGUGCUUUGCGGGGCCAGGUGAGCGGCAAUACGAGAUUACCCGCCCCUCGCCUCGUCAAGAUCUACGUUGCCAGCAAUAAGAGAGAAUUUAGGGAGGAACGACGGGUUCUCCUGGAAGUCGUUGGCCCGGAAAUACAAUCAUUCUACGACGAUAGACAAAUUGAGAUGGAAUUUGUGGACGUGCAUUUUGGCACAGGGCCCGGAGUGGAGUCUGCAGUGGACAUUGAUCCUUACAGAUUGGAUGACCACUUGAGUGAGGUGAUGAUCUGCAGACGAGACUCCAAGAGUGUCUUCUUCAUUGCGCUCAUUGGGAACGAUCUGGGCACAUUUAACCUUCCAACGUCCAUCGAUGCGGAUGUUUUUGAGUGUAUUCGGAGGAAUUGUUGCAUGGAGGAGAGCAAUCUACUGCUGACAUGCUACACCUACCAGCACCAUGAUCGAACCUAUCAUCUUCUCAAGCCAACCGAAGGAGUCAGGCACCAGGAGAAGCGUGAAUGGGUGAAAACGUGCCGUGAGAUGAGAGAUGUCCUCGAGAGGUCCCUACGAAAGAGCUUAUCGACUUUUCCUGAUGAGGUGCUGGCGGAAAAAAUGCGCUUCAUGCUGAAGACACCCCUCGAGAAGGAAAUUGACACGGCACUCGGAUGUUCCAAGGGUGAUGGCAUGGUGGCCGUAUUACGGGAAUGGUCGAUGCCAUCGGCAGCACAAGUGCGUGAUCGUGUUCAGCAAAUCAAGAAGCAAUUAACUGAAUGUCUGCCGCCGGACAACAUGCAAACGCUAACGGUUGAAGGCGAAGCGGCGGAAAUUGAUCCAGACAAGGAGAGUCACGAAGACUAUUUGGCUGUGUUCAAAACCACCAUCAUUGAGAAAUUGAGGGUGACUAUCGAUCGGAAUCUCAUCAAUGAUCCCGACUGCAUUAAGGGAAGAAAAAAGACAGUUCAGGAAAUAUUCCACGAGCAUUCGAUACAUUUGGUAUUUGUGGGUGAGCACGAGGCCAGCGGGAGUCUAGUAUCGUCAACAGUGCCCGAAAGGUUGCGGUCAAAUGUGAUUCAGCACUAUCGAUCGGGCUCCCGGCAUUCACCUCAUUUCAUUUAUGGGAGUCACGGGUCCGGGAAAAGCUCCCUAAUCGCCGAAUUAUACACCCAGGUCGUGAAAUGGUUCGACAAUGCCAAAGUUCAUCGCGUGAUACGUUUUGCGUCCAAAACGCCACGUUCUGCAUACAGUUUAGAACUGUUGCGUGUGAUUUGUCAGCAGAUCUCCAUUAUAUUCAACAUUCCCGAAGGAUAUUUGCCAAAAGACGCCUCAUUCGAUCCCUUCUACAUCAACAAUUGGUUCCAGAAUCUCAUGCGUCGCUGCGAAGAUAUGCCCAAUGACGUACUCAUUCUCUUCAUUGAUGAUCUCCACAAACUCAAUCCACUCGACUGUGACAUUGUUGCGGCCCUCUCAUGGCUCCCCAUAAGCCUCCCAUCGAAUGUCUUCCUCAUUUGCACCACAACCAUCCCUAUUGAUGCUAUGAAACUCACCCCGAUACAGAAGGAGCGCUUCCGUAGUGCCGACAGUUUGUUUGACCUCAUGCAGGACGGUACGACGGUGAAGCGCGUGCGAAAUGACGAAACAUUCGAGGCGUACGUGAGGCGCCUCUUUCACGAAAUUGAAGAUGAAUUCGGACAGCGAGGAUUCGCACGAUUAGCCACCUACCUCACGUGCACGGAGUACGGGUUGAGUGAAACGGAAUUGCUGGAAUUGCUCAUGCCAAUCCAGAAUAGCGAUGCUCUCAUUGAUUCCAGCGAGGGUGGCUUCAAUUUCUCCACCUUCCGGGCCAUUCGAAACCGAAUGAAACCCUUGAUACGGGAGAAAUUGAUGUCGGGGAAAGUGUUGAUCCAAUGGCGUCACGACUUGUGUGCACAAAUUGCCAAGUCACGCUACAUGGAUGGGGAAUCCACGAGAUUGGCACACACGGAGCUUGCCAAUAUCUUCUUCAGCCAAGACGGUGAGGAGAGCGAUGAAACAACAAUCAGCCACCCAACGGAUAAAUCACCACAAACGGGUCAACCCACACCCACAAAUCUCCAACCAGGCAUCCAUGAGGAGACAGUGAGUAGCAGACCCAGCAAUAUGUUACCUUGGGCCGAACUCUCGUACAGUGUACGACACGUAGAGGAGUCAUGGCACCAUUUAAUGCGCUCCGAGGACACGGAGAAGCUCAAGACAAUCGCCAUGUGCAACUUUGACUUCCUCCUGGCAGCGCUCCAAACGGUCUCAAUCAGCUACUUGCGGUGCCUCAUCGAGCAUGUACGGUGUCACAUCCUCGACAGGGACAUCGAGUUAAUUUACUACACAAUCAGGAAAUCAAGUGAUGUCCUCACACGGGAUCCCAUGCAGCUCGGUGCUCAAGUGAUUUCAUGGUUGAGGCCAAUUUCGGAGCACGAUGAGAACGAUAACUCCCUGCUGAGCAUUACUGUGAGGUCAGCAACUGCCUGGUGCGAUGGCUAUACGGUGCCUUUGCUGGUUCCCCUGACAGGAUGGCUGCCAGUUCCUCUUCCAUCGCAAAUUCGUACAAUGACCGUAUCUGGUACGGGACAAAUACGCACGAUUGAUUUGUCACCAUCGAAACAGCACCUCAUAAUUGGCCCCAAAACAGGAGAUGUCCAACUCUGGCACAUCAUGAGCAACAGCCUCGUACACACAUUUCGAGGACACAGCGGUCCCGUGACGUGCCUAACCGUACCAAGGGAGCUGAAUUAUCUCAUAACCGGAUCAGAGGAUACAUCUGUAAUUCUCUGGGACAUGAGGACAUUGACAAUGAAACAGCGAAUAUGGGAACACAUAGCUGCUGUCAUUUGUGUUACAUAUGCCUUGAAUAAUACAUACAUCAUUAGUGGAGGGGACGACUCCAGCAUCAUAAUAUCAUCGAUGGAAACAGGAAAAUUGGUAAUGAAAAUCGACCAUCAUCGAGGUCCAGUAACGGCCGUUCACGUUAGCGCCGCAAGUGAUGUCCUCGUUUCUUCAAGUCACGACGCCACAGUAUGCCUAUGGUCCCUGGAAAACUUCACACUCCUCAAUACAAUCCAACUACAUAGCUCGAUAAUUAACUUUGAAAUUUCCAGUGAUUCCGUAUUCCUCUUGGCAUUGUGCGAGGAUAAUGGAUUGUAUUUGCGAGCUCUGGCGACCGGAACGGAAUUACACUCACUCAAGGGACAUAAAUCGAAGGUCCGUGGCAUGUGUCUCGCCAAUGACAGUCAGAGAGCCAUUGUGGGGUGUGAGGACACCAAAGCUCUCAUCUAUGACAUGCACUCGGGACGUGUAAUCAGGUCCCUACCACCGAAUCCAGGGGCUGUCACAGCAGUCCUUUGUACGGACAACGAUGAUUUCCUCAUAACUGUGGGUGGGAAUAAAAUCACCUUCUAUUCCUUCCGUAAUGAGGACUCCUUUGCACAUUUGCGAACGAAAAAGCGCAAAGCAUCCCGACACAUUUCAGCUCAGAAGCAUCAGUACAACGUGGGAAAUGUCCCUGUUACAUGCUUCGAUAUUUCACGAGAUUCUCAACUAGCAGCAGUUGCAUCAGGGCGUAGUGUCGCCAUCUGGCAACUUAACACCCCUGAAGUGGCCACAACCUACAACUACCACACAGGUCCUGUGACCACAGUUAGUUUCUCGCCAAAUGGAGAAUUUGUGGUGUCCGGAUCGGAGGACAAGAGUGUCAUUGUGGUCGGUUUGGCGCUUGGACUUGUGGUGACAACAUUUAAAGGUCACGCAGCCAUUAUUCACUCAGUCUGCGCCAUGAUGGAUUCUCGACGAAUCCUUUCAGCAGACAGAGAUGGACUUUUGUGCGUUUGGUUGGCUGAUAGCGCUACCCUCCUGCAGACAGUUCAGGGACCAUAUAAGCACUUAGCUGUGACCAACAAUAUGAAGUUUGCGGUGUGCACAAAUGGGGACAACAAUCUACGAAUUUGGUCGUUGACGCGUGAGGAUGAAAAGUACAAUGUAUCGCAUUCAGAUGAAAUAACCUGCUUCGUGAUAACCGUGGACUCCCUCUUCGUUAUAACGGGUUCACGCGAUAUGUCCCUCAAGGUGUGGCAGGCAACUGGUGGGAAACUGGCACAAGUACUCGUGGGGCACACAGAUGCCGUGACGUGUGUCGCUGUGCCCGUAACUAAUAAGAAUCAAGUGAUAUCAGGAUCGAAGGAUUGCAACCUCAUUGUGUGGGAUCUGCACACUGGUGAGGAGCUGCAUACGCUAGCGGGGCAUCUGGCGCAGGUUACGUGCGUGAAGAUUUCGGCAGAUGGAACGACAGCAGUGUCGGCGAGUGAUGAUAAAACGUUAAUUGUGUGGGAGACAAAGAGAGGACUAGCUCUGACUUCUUUGCAGCUUCAUGUGCCAUUCACGAGGUUCGACAUUAGCAUCGAGUGCUCAAGAAUUUUGAUUCAAUUAGUCGACAGUCAGACCCUCCCUGUGAUUUGUCUGCACAACACCCCCGCAACGUAUGUGAAAUUGCCAACAUAUUCAGCCCCUGCGCGCGAUGUUGAGGAUUUGAGGCCAGCAGGACCGAAGCGUCAGGCCCCCAGGCGAUUGCUAAAGAAGGAAGUCUCCUUGGAUACGUACACGUGGCAGAAGAAGUAUGGGCAUCUCACGUCAUCCGUAAUGAUGGCUCAGGUGGAUGAGAGACUCAAGAGACGCUUUUCCGUAUCCGCAAGCAUGGAGGAGAUCUCCAAGAUUGCAGAAAUGAAGUCAUUGGCCUCUCAGACGAGUCUCUGUCCCGAACAGGCUGCUCUAGCGCAAUCCCAACACUUUGAUCAACUCGAAGCACUCUGGAAUAAACGAUCUCCACCCCGAAGAAGGCUCAAUACUUCUGUUUCGAGGCAAUCAUCCCUGGUCGAGGAUCGAAUUUCAUCGGAUGAGGAUGAAUUUCAGGAGGAAAGAACAGACAUCCUGGCUGAUUAAAUUGCGGUGACACGCAUCAAUUAAUAAAUAAAUACUCACUCCUUCUCUACUAACGACAUUCUCACGCCAGCAAAAAAAGCAGCAGCUUCCCGACCAUCGUGUUUUAGAAUUUGUAGUCGCAAUUAAGUCUUUUAUUACCAACAAAACUCAUAAAACUCCAUUGAAAAUGAGAGAUUUUUUUGAGUUCCAAGAGUUGCAAUAAAGGGCAAUGAGUGGAUUGUUUGCCAAAGAAAACUUUAAGAAAAAAAAGGAAAUUGAGAAGACACCUGGGGCCAUUUGAAAAACUUCACGAGUUUCCGUGGAAGAAAUAAAGUUUCCCAGCAAAAGGCAACAGAAAGAGCAUAAAUAGACGAUAAAUUGAAAUCAAUGAGGACUUGAGAGUCACUAAAAAUCUCGGAAUAGCCGCUAAAAUAAACCUAUAUAAGAUAAUGAAACAAAGCCACACAAGAUAAAGAAGAAUAUAGCCAAUAAAAUUUGUAAACACACUCAGUGGAUGAAAAAUUGGGGCAUUUUUGUGGAUAAUCGUUGCAAUUUAUUGAAAAAGAAAUAGGUAAAUACAAUUAAUUGAAAUUUGAUUUGUAAUUGAACGCCUAAUAAAUGAAUAUUUUACAACUGCAUUAUGGGGCAAUAUUCAGGCAAACGUUUUUAUCUGGGCUUUUGUACAAUUUAUGAUCAAUACAAUGUUCAACGUUUUACAUUAGACGUUGAGUUACUUUUGGUCAAUUCUUGAAUGUUAUUUUUUUUUAAUGUCAUUAAUAUUUAAUCAAUUAUAUUUUAUCAAGAAAAAAAAACGUUUGAUCAAAAAUUAUGAAAUUUUCGGGCAAAAUUUUACUAAUGUUUGAUCAAAGGGCUUUAGGUAACAAGCUAAAACUAUAUUUUCGCAAAUUUAAAUUAAUUUAAUUAUUUUUCUAUUUUCAAAAGUCAUUAAAUUAACGUAGGGGAACAUGGGGCAAUUUGUUAAUUUUAAUUGAGAAUUAUAUAUUCCUUGGUAUGUACCGAGAAAAUAUUUUAAUUUUAUAAUGACGACUGUCUUAUAGGAAAUUUUCCGGGCUACAACUUUGUCUCACACGAUUUCUUUCUAUCUCUAUGGAAAAAUGCAUUUUCAGUCCAUUUUCCGAACCUUGCGAUUUAACAUUUUGCCCCAGUUACCCCUACAUAGAAGACACCAGGGAAAACGUUUUGACUGAAAAAUGACCACUGGAAGCAUCCACAUAAGAAUGUCCUGACAAAAAGACCGAAGUUUCAAUGUUUAAAUGAUUUUUAUGGUUGCGGAUGGGUUAAAUUUGAUUGAAACUGGUGACAAACUUUUAAAAAAAAUCGACUAAUUGAUGAAUUUAUAAAACUUGACCAAACCAAUGGCAAUGUUCGGUCAAACUUUUGUAAAUUGUUUACAAUGCAAAUUGAUUUGCUGUUUGAUUAAAGUUUUGCUCUGUGAAUUUCAUAAACAUUUGCCCAACAUUUGCCAAACUUUAGGCAAAAUAGAAUAUUUAAUUGAAAGUUUAAUUAAUUUUUACUCUCUACUAUGUAUGCUGAAUUAAUAUGUCAAUAUACAAUCCCAAAGAGGUAGAUACAAUAUUUGAUUAGGUAUAAUAUGAUUUGUCUUGUGCGUUGUUAAAGUUUCUUGAUUUUAUAAUUCAAUGACAAAUUCUUUCAGACGGAGUAAAGUUUUCUAUAAUUUUUGAACAAAUUUUGGUCAGAAUUUGAGUCAAAUUUGAUUGAGUGAUAUUAGACUCAAAUAAAAAUUAUUGAGCCGAAUUUUAUUAAAUACUUGCAAAUAAUUUUCACAAUGUCCCAAUUUUAAGUUCACUGACUGUAAAAAAAAAACUUUUAGAACCAAUUUCUAUUGUAGAGUAGAACAAACAAAUAAAAUAAAUCCACCAAUUCGUAUAUAAAUUUACUUUUCUUCGUACCUACAUAUAAUUGCAAAUUGUUCUAAAAUAAUAAAGAAAGAAAAAAAACUAAGCAAGAAGAUUGUAUUUUAGAAGGAAAACGGAAAAUUUAAACCCGUAGAAAUUUCUUGUUAAGCAAUAAAUGUCUUUUAGAAAAAUACUUUUUAGAGAAUAACAAUGAAGAAGAAUAAUAAAAAAAAAUGUAAUAAAGAAAACAAACUCCGACAAUCACGUGAAAAGCACUGACUUUAAGUAAGUUUUGAAGCGCAAUGGAAGACGAUUCUCUCGUUAAGAAACUUUUUUUUGUUGUAAAGCACAAAUUGCUUGGAAAAGGAAGAAUGGAGAAAAAUGAGAAAAGUAUUUGUGGAAAUUCUUUUGCUUUCACUUCUUUUUUGUGAAAAUUUUCCUGAGAAAGCUCCACAGCAAGAGGUGAUGACUUCUGUGCGCAGAAUUAUGCAUAUAUGUAAGUUACGUGGACAAACAUUCCAUCAAAAUUAUUUUCUCGUUGUUCUCUCCUUUCGCAUUUUACUGAAUUAGAAGAGAUUCUAUACCAAAAAAGAUUUAAUUAAAGUAAAAAUAGUAGAAAUGUAGAUAUAUUAUAAAAAAUAAAUUAAAAUAAGUGACUAAAUAAAAUAGCAAAGAGAAUGAAUUUAUGAAAAAAAGUUUAGGUAAUGAAGAAAAUGAAUGUCUCUCAAAAGUAAAAAAAAUAUUGGGCAAUUAAAUUAAUUCUUAAGUAAGGAUGAAAAAAAUAUUUUAGAGAAUCUUGUGAAAAAGUCUGUAAGAAAUGGAAUGUCCUUGGAAUGUCGUUAGAUUUCUUUUUUUUUCCUUUUUACCUUUUCUUGAAUUUUAUAAACAAUAAUUUUUUUUAUGUUAUCCUUUAAUAAUUUUGAAGUAAUUUUUCCAUUCAACAGUGGACUUUCCACUAAAGUUUCUUGGGACUUUUCUCGUACUUGAAAUCCCUUCUGCAUUUUUCUGUGAUUUUCUAACGAUUAGUCCAAAAGAAUUUUGUCUUUCUAAAUUCCUUGUGAUCUCUCCUUGGAAAUUUCUAUUGAUUUUUAUUCAAAUUCAGGUAUUUUCUAUUGAUACUCAUCUGGAGUUUUCAGGAUUUUUCGACUGGAAUUCCUCAUGAUUUUUUUUUUGAAAAUUUUCUAUUUUCCUUACAAUUGGAACGUAUUAAAAUUUUUCCUUUUUAAAGUUUUGUUCGUCUCUUCAUUUCCUAUUUUAAAUUCUUUUUCUUCAAUAUUUGUGAUUGUUAUACAGGAUGGCCAGGAAAUUAGGGCCUGAUUUUAAUCGCGAAUAACUUUUGAUUGGCGUGAGAUAUCUGAAAACUUCUGCCGCCAAAAGAUGCGUAAACUUAAAAAGUUUUAUUUGCUUUUUAUUUCAAGUCGAUUAAUUAUAAUUUUUCAGAAGAAUUUUCUUUAUGUUUUGUUCGAUUUAGACGCUCUUCAAACAUCGAAUGAUCCUUCACUCUACAAUUUGUUAAUUUUUAUAUUUUAAAAAAAAUAUAUUCCAUCUAUUUUACUUACCUGAUGAAGACAAAAAACUCUCCGAAACGUCAUAUGGGAUAAACUGUUACAGGUCGGAUAUCACACCCUUGUACUGCACUGAAAACUCAACCCACUUACUUCUAAAAUAGAGCAGUUUCCUUAUAUUUUUCAAUGUUGGAGAUUCGGUCAAUUUACAAAUGUUGUGGGAGUCAAACGCGGGAUCUGACCUUUUUGAAAAUACUCAUUUAUUAUUUCUGCGACGUUUCGGAGCUUUAUUUCUCCUUCCUCAGGCAUUAAUAAUUGAGGGUAUUUUUGUCAAAUUAAUUUUCACUUUCUGCAUCCACUUUGCACCAAUUACGGUUCUCAUCAACAUGGCUUUUUGACUUGGACCAUCUUUCCAUGGAAUUUCAUAAGACCAUUAAUGUCAUGUUUUUUCCGCUUCUUCAUAAGUUUUGUUUACUUUUCUAUCUCUUUCAAUCAAACGCUUUAAUUAUAUAUUCUGUAACUUUGCUGUAAAAUUUCUUAUGCAAUUUCUGCAUUUUGUUCCUCCCAACUUCCAUGGAAUUUCUUCUUCGUUUCUCCGCACAAAACACCUGUGAUUUUUUUUAGUCAGCUCCUGUAAAUUCUUGAUAUUUAAAUAAUAAUUCCUGAUGCAGCUAACACAUCUUUUCAAGCUUGGCUGAAUAAAACAAUGAGAUUUAUUGCCUAUUUAUGCCAUUUAUUGAAUCAUUCUCUUUGCCUCACCUUUUUCUUCCUUUUUCUUGGCUUGCAGAAAACAUCUCAAAGACACGAUUGAUAAUGAUUUUUUUUCUUUAAUACACGUGUCCCUCUUUAACAUCUAACUAUACACAGUACACACAUAUCUCGGUAAUAAGUUGAGAAAAGAAAUUUUGAAAAAAAUAAAAUAAAAUGAUUGUAAAAUCUGUUGUUCUGGAAAAAAAUAAUUUAUAAAAUGAAAAGGAGCCAAAUAAAUCUCAUUUGCACGAUUCAACUUUUCUUUUCAGCAAAACAAAAAAUCUGUAAAAUUUAUUUAUUUAUUAAAAAAAAAAGAAUAAAUCUGUACAUGAUGCAAUGUUAAAAUAAAAGAAAUGUCCUAUUUUGUGUGUUUAA
This is a messenger RNA of Lutzomyia longipalpis, 10477 nucleotides long. RefSeq names its product protein qui-1. The transcript is spliced from 23 exons. Lineage: Eukaryota; Metazoa; Arthropoda; Insecta; Diptera; Psychodidae. The record is from RefSeq and is a predicted model, not a curated record. Gene Ontology annotation, molecular function: protein binding. The coding region runs from base 1024 to 5991 and encodes 1655 amino acids.